CAUAGUGGCUAGAUUCGACUUUGUCCUGACUUUAAACCUUCACAUUGUCACCAAUUUUACUUCUCAUUCCACCACCACCACCGAGGAUAUCGAGGGACUUGCUAUACAUAGCACAAACCGAAAAUUGUUCCCAAUAAGUUUCCUCCUAAUUCGGCCGUAAAUUAAGAUCCGUUGAUAGCUACCUACGGUCUAUAUACUACCUGGGUUCUAGCUCACUUAAUACGCCUUGAGCACCUGUUAAUCUGUCAGACCUCAACUGUGCUUCUUAAGGGAGACCCCAUACGUCUACGAUGGCGGCCAACAUACCCCAGAAGCUAAAACAAGCGGGCAUCACGCCCUUCAUCGUGCGCGCUACGCAACUCGAAGCCGCGAAACCUGUUAUAGCUUAUUGGUGCUUCUACUGGGCUGUGAAUCAGAUCCUUGGUAAAAACCUACAUUCGGCCGACGAAGAAUGCCACCUUUUUACUACGAAUCUUAUGGAGAAACUCGAAAAUAUCAAGGAGGAUCAGGCAGGAAACGAUGCGAUCCACGACGAUGUGGCUGGUCAAGCGUACGUGGAGCAGUUUGCGCAAGAGACCUUCGAGAGAGCGCUGCGACCGCUGAAAGCCAAUAAAGUCACACAGCAGACAGCGAGUACAUUCGAGGCCGCAGCGACCUUCUUCCAACUAAUUAACAUCUGGGCAACACCCGAUCCGGAGACUCAAGAGAAGGUCAAGUACGCGAAGUGGAAUGCCGCCCGCAUACUGAAGGCGAUCAAAGAGGGGAAGGAUCCCAACGAGUCAAACCCGAAACAGGAAGAGCUUCAACGUGAAGAGGCGCCGCCGGCACUGGACCCGAACGACCCAGAUGUGCAGAUGUUUGGAGGUGCACAUCCCAAAACAGCGAGCGUAGAGGAUGCGCCCGACGAAGAUGGUAGACCACACCAAACAUCGACUGGAUCUUAUCAAACCUUCCCUGCGCCUGUAUCUGCGCCGACUUCACCUCCAGCUCCAUCAGCAUUAGGGCCCGACCAAGUGUCUCCUAUAGCGCCUCCCGGUCCGCCUACAUCAGACCCAGGAACCUAUUUUCCCAGCGCGCCCGGUGCCCCAGACAAUGACUUAAAUCUGCCAUCCACGACGAACAUGCCUCUUCCGGGCUCGAGCACCUUCGGUCCUGCAGGAGCUUCCCCCGUAAUACCCAAUCCUAGUUCUCAUGAUCCAGCCGGACUGCCUCCUGCUCCCUUUUCGCCACCAAACGCGGCCCCAACGCCUCAAGACUUCUAUCGUCCUGCGCCUACACCACCACAGAGGCAGGCUCCCCCCCAGGCACAACCAGCUAGUCGAAGUUACUAUUCACAGCCUUCACAGCCGGUAGCCCCGGCGCAACAGUACGGCGGUAACAGCGGGUCCUCAAAUGCGCUGAAUACUGACGACAUGGCGAUUGUGCAAGCACAGAAGCACGCCAAGUGGGCAAUUUCAGCGCUGAAUUUCGAGGAUGUGCCGACGGCAGUAAGAGAGCUGGAGGCAGCGCUGGCUAUCUUAGGGGCGCGAUAGCUAUGGGACAAAAGUUUAUAAUGCGAUUGAUACCAGUGGAGAUUAAUGGAGAAUUGAUAAAAUUACCUUGUUGUCAUACUGCAUGUCAUGUCGGCUUAUACCAACGUUAUUAGAUAGGUAACCUACCUUAGUACAUGGGUGUGUGCGUGAGACCUAUAUAAGACCGGCAUCAUUGUCUAAGAAUAAGCAAUUGAAUAAGAGCAUAGUAGUAGCGGUGUUGGAAUGUGUUUGCGAGAAAGUAUCUAGAUAGAAAUAAAGACCGUAUACGUGUUCACAUUGUCUUGAUCGAUUAAAUCCUAUAUCCGAAAAAAGAAAAAAAAGAGAAAAAAAGAA
This is a messenger RNA of Daldinia vernicosa, 1865 nucleotides long. RefSeq names its product DUF605-domain-containing protein. Bases 291 to 1532 code for a protein of 413 amino acids. Gene Ontology annotation, cellular component: multivesicular body. NCBI's taxonomy places the organism in Eukaryota, Fungi, Ascomycota, Sordariomycetes, Xylariales, Hypoxylaceae. The record is from RefSeq and is a predicted model, not a curated record. Gene Ontology annotation, biological process: late endosome to vacuole transport via multivesicular body sorting pathway. The transcript has 4 exons.